UUUACAGCCAGACCUUAUUUGCAGACAAAAUAGCAACACCUGUACAAUGCUUUUCCAUGCAUGCCCAUAAGUUUUUGUGUGAUUGUCUGCUUAAGUAUCCUGUGCUAGCAAAUUUCAUUAUCCAACAACUUAUGUGUAUUUGGUCACCAUACUUUAAUGAAAGUGACAAUGAACUGCAAGACAUUUACAAGGAAUGUAUUGAUGCAUGUAUUGAAAAUAUGGAGAAAUUCAGUUGCGGUGCAUCAAAUGAAACAAAAGAUAUCCCUACCUCAAGUCACGUAAUAAGAACAAAAAUUAUUGAAAGUGCAUCGGAUUCAGAUAACACAGCAUCAGUACUAAUUUUUCUUGUCGCCUUAUGGAAAGUUUCAGCAGGAAAAAAUGAACUUUUAGUGAAGCAUAUUUCAGAACAUCUUCCACCAAUAUGUGAAAGAAUGGUAUUGGCUGAACGAGAAAUUUAUUUCAGUCUCAUAGCUAGGAAUGAUGUUGACCAGCUGAAGACAUUUCUGGAUGCAGAAAAUGCUUUUUACAGAAGGAUAAAGACUGAUAUGUAA
Schistocerca serialis cubense is the source of this 551-nucleotide messenger RNA. RefSeq lists its product as uncharacterized. The record is from RefSeq and is a predicted model, not a curated record. Lineage: Eukaryota; Metazoa; Arthropoda; Insecta; Orthoptera; Acrididae. Bases 57 to 551 code for a protein of 164 amino acids. The transcript has 3 exons.